Messenger RNA from Dioscorea cayenensis subsp. rotundata (Guinea yam), 1261 nucleotides. Its product is annotated as mitogen-activated protein kinase kinase 10. Bases 261 to 1244 code for a protein of 327 amino acids. Gene Ontology annotation, cellular component: cytoplasm. Gene Ontology annotation, biological process: protein phosphorylation. The record is from RefSeq and is a predicted model, not a curated record. Gene Ontology annotation, molecular function: protein serine/threonine kinase activity; ATP binding. The transcript has a single exon. NCBI's taxonomy places the organism in Eukaryota, Viridiplantae, Streptophyta, Magnoliopsida, Dioscoreales, Dioscoreaceae.
UUUCCUAUUUUUUUUAAUGCAUGUUUAUCCAAUAACAUGUGCGAAUAUAAAUAUAAAUAAAUAUAAAUAAAUAUAGCCCCCAUCCUCGGAUCUCUGCCACACGUGUCAGACCUCCAACUCCAUCUCUCAUUCCCACGUGCACCCUUUUCCCCUCACUUUCAGCCGCCUUUUUUUCAGUGAACUGAAUUCCAUGCAUGUUAUAAAAUACACAGAGACACAGACACAAAGAAGAAGAAGAAGAAGAAGAAGAAGAAGAAGACAUGGCAAUGGUGAGAGAGAGAAGGCAUCAACAACCUCUAAGGAUCUCACCGCCAUUGCCGGACCUCCACCUCCCACCACCACCAUCCUUCCCCUUCCUCCCCUUCUCCGACCUCGAGAAGCUCGGCGUCAUCGGCCACGGCACCGACGCCACCGUCUACAAAGCCCGGGACUCCCACACUCACUCUAUCUACGCCCUCAAAGUCCUACGCCUCGGCCUUAACUCCUCCUCCGACGCCCUCCGCCGCGCCGCCCGUGAAGCCGAUAUCCACAACCACCUCAACAGCCAGUAUGUCGUCCGGUUCUACGGCGUGCUAGCCGGAGAGGAUGACAAGCUAGCUCUAGUAAUGGAGUACAUGGAUGGUGGAACACUAGAAGAUUUUAUAAAAGCUCGCCGGAGACCAUUGGCAGAGGAGCUCAUUGCCGGAGUGGCAAGAAGAGUGCUUGAAGGGUUGUGUUAUUUGCAUGACAAUGGAGUUGUUCACAGAGAUAUCAAACCGGCGAACUUAUUGAUCUCCGGUGACGGUGAGGUGAAGAUCGGGGAUUUUGGUGCGAGCCGGAGAGUGGUGGUGGCCGGAGAUGUUUGGGAGGCAUGUGAGGGGACUUGUGCUUAUAUGAGCCCGGAGAGGAUGGACGGAGAAGGGUUCGGUGGCGGUGGAGACGGCGGAGGGUGUCCCGGAGAUGUUUGGGCCCUUGGAGUGGUGUUGUUGGAGUGUAAAGUGGGGAGGUUUCCGUUGGUGGCUGCGGGGGAGAGGCCGGAUUGGGCGACAUUAAUGUGCGCAGCCUGCUUUGGGGAGCCGACUCCGAUGGUGCCCGAGGCAGCAUCACCGGAAUUUCGCAGCUUCGUCGGAAGGUGUCUGGAGAAGGAUUGGAGGAGGAGAGGUUCUGCAAGAGAACUCCUCAGCCACCCUUUCAUUAUAGAUCAUGUUCAUUGCCAAUGCUUACUGACUAGUUAUACCACUACUAAUCUUUCUUCUUGUUUCUAAAUCUUUGUCAUUGAAUU